Pseudozyma hubeiensis SY62 is the source of this 3213-nucleotide messenger RNA. RefSeq lists its product as hypothetical. Bases 1 to 3213 code for a protein of 1070 amino acids. Lineage: Eukaryota; Fungi; Basidiomycota; Ustilaginomycetes; Ustilaginales; Ustilaginaceae. The transcript has a single exon. The record is from RefSeq and is a predicted model, not a curated record. Gene Ontology annotation, cellular component: nucleus. Gene Ontology annotation, molecular function: zinc ion binding; DNA-binding transcription factor activity, RNA polymerase II-specific.
AUGCGGCGCCCGCAACAGCUGCAAGACGUCGAUUCUCAGUCGCACUACUACCACCACCAACUACCUGACCCGGCGGUCCAAUGGCCUACGUCGAGCACCGCCUCCUCAAAUUCGAUUCCUUCGCAAGCCACAACCAUCAGCCAUGGCCUACCGGGCACAGAGGCUCCUCCUGACAGGAUACACGCUUCAUCGUCGACAUUGGAUGCGUUCGCUAGCCAAUCUUUCUCGUUCAGCUGUCUGCCUGGUCUGCCCGAGACUUCUCAAGAGGGUCAGAACUCCUAUGCGCACUACCUAGACGAUGCCAACCACGGGUACACCAACCACGUUGAUCCUGCGUUGAUUCCGCCUCAAAUGCACUUGGUGCAGCCACAUUCAGGUCCCGAUGUGAUCCAAGCCUUCGAUCCUUCCAUCGACGAGUCUUCUCUCCCCAUGUCUUUGCAAGACUUGACCGAGGGAAGCUACUCUCCGACGGACUCACCAGACUCUGAAGGAAUGACCAGUCACUCGAGCGAAAAGAAGAAGUCGGCUCGUCGUCAGGGCGUCACCUGCGACCAAUGUAGAACCAAGCACCUUCGCUGCGAUCUCGAUGUCCGCCGUGCUCGCGCUGCGCGAAGCGCAUCGCCACAGACCGCCGAGAAUGCGCUGCUCGAGAUGCAGAGGAGCACGAGUACUGGAACUGCAGUCCAUCUCAUCCGCUGCACUCGGUGCGAGGACAAGGGUUAUGUCUGCACAAAGACACACGCACCGCCGUCCCGCAGGUAUCCGCGUCCAAGCCGAUCCGGCAAGCGCAUUGAGCAAGCACGCAUGCUUCAUGGUGCCUCUCUUACGGAUGCGUCUGCCAGCAAGCCGUCGGUGGAACGCAUCAAUGCGGCCUCUAUCCUCAUCCGUGCCCUCACCGAGCUGCGAGGUGCGGAGGUCCGCAUCACUGAUCGCGUCAUGGCUGGCUCGCUCUCUAUCCAGCUUCUCAAUUGCUUCUUUGCCGUCUGCCACAUGCAAGCUCCUGUAGUCGAUUUUGCUCACUUCAGCAAGACCUUCAACGCUUCUAACGGAGACCCGCGCAAGAUGUCCAUCAUGUCCAAUGGAGGUUCCGUCGACGAAGGUCUGCCAUCUAUGAUCCCUGAUGUCCAGGGCCUUGGUUCGAUCACGUGGACCGGCACAAGGGAUAGCAAGAUCGGAACACCAGCCACCACAGAAACUCUGCUCGCCGUGCUCCAUGCCUGGGCUGCUCAUUACACCGACGCUCCCAUCGCCUUUGGUCCCGACUUCAAAGACCUUGAUCUCGUCAACGACCGUCUGCAAGAGGUGGAUGACGACGGAUUCGCCCAGGCCCCACUCGACGGUCGAGACGCCGACGGCAGCAAAGCCGGCGCCAAGCGGCCGAAGCGUAAGCAAGGCGUAGCGUGCGACACGUGCCGUCUACGCAGGGUCAGGUGCGAUGUCACGGAGCGGCCCGACGGUAUGGGCUGCAGCCGUUGUGAGGACAAACGUAUUCAGUGCACCGACACGUACAUCCAAGCCAAGCGCGCAAAGCUGCAGUCGAAAGGGGCCAAAGCAGGCCGCAUGGACGAAUUUGGUGAAGGCUCCGUCCCCUCUAUCGAUUCGGCCAAUUCCGAUCCCGAUCGCCUCAGUCCGCGCGCGUGGAUCAGUACGCGCAGCGAUCUUCUCAUCCGAUCUUAUCGUCCCGGCGACGUCGAACACAACCUGCGCCGUGGCAAAGCGCGCAAAGCAUUCUGCCAUGCUCUGCUGAACCACGCGCUCUCGCUGGUGCACAAGCACGACAUCCUUAAAAAGCCGAGCGUCGAGAGCAUCCAGAUUCUCAGUCUUCUCGCGCCGUUGAUGGACAAUGUCGACGGCGUUCAGGCGCACGCUUUUGCGGAUGCAGCUUGCGAUCACACCGAGAAGCUCGGCAUGUCGACCAAGCUCGUGGUCGACGAGACCAACAGGCACGCGGUCGAGCACAUGCUCAGCAUCAUGCAGGCGCACCGCGUCUUCCUGACAGCUUGGUGUCGCGACUCGAUCGCUUCGGGGCUCAAUCGUCGCAAGCCUUUCUUCAAAGAGGAUCGCGCUAUUGAGGUGAUCGGUCAAGCCUCGUUCCGCAGAGAGACAACGCCAGUCACCAAACCUCGUCAGGGUGAGGUGGUACUGUCAGGCGAGAUGGGCCUCACGUUUGUCAUCAUGACUAUGGUGCAGAUCGGGGCGCUUUCGCGAUUCUUGGCGACGCACAUCGACGCAGCUGAGGGUCUCAAGCCGUCGAUUCCUCCCUGGCAGCGACCUGCUGGCGAGUCCAUGGCGCCAAUACCCAGAUCUGCAAGAUUCGCAGCAAGGCCCUCCCUUGCCGAGCUGCGAAAGCUGGAACGCGCCUGCGGUGCUGUGUGGAACAGCCUCGACUCGCUCAUGCUGUUCUUUGACCGGUGUGCCUCCAAGGCGUGGUCGACGAUGAACAGCCUCCAGCCUUUCCGUCCGCUGGGCUGGAUCGCGAGCACCAAGCUCUGUGGGUCCUUGCUCUACCUCGCCUUGUUCCGUGCACUCGGCGAACGUCAUCGCGCCAACGCGGCCUUCAUGGCGACACUGAGUCACUCGCUCGGUGGACAAAGCGCCGUUUCGGAAGAAGACAAGAUGGUGGCAGCUUCUCUCAAGGCGCUUUUUGACAAGAGCAUGCAGCGGUCCAUCGUUUCCUGUCGCAAGACGGCACGUCUGAUCGGCAUCCUUCUGCCUCUGGGUAUUCUGCAGACGGGCGGACCGGUAUUGAAGCAGAUCUUCCCGGUGGCUCAGUUCCUCGCCAAAAUCCCCAGCGUAUCCGACGAGCAAUGGGCCAGUCGCAUGGGCAGUCAUCGAGGCUCCUCUGUCGAAACGACGCUCGUCGCUUCCCCUUCCGACCCCAGCAACUUUAUCGACCCGCAAACGCUCCAACAGCAACACUUUGUCGAACAAGUCGUAGCCCAAGAAGCCCAGCGAAACAGCGCCCAAGCAGCUGAAUCAGCCGAGGCGCUGAACAACCCGUCCACCGCAGCUCAUCUCGAAGUGCUGAGACAGCUGGAGGGCAUGCAUCAGCUGAACCUCGGACCCUACACGCACAGCUCCAAACAGACCGAGGUGGAGAACCUCAUAGAAGGCUUGAGCCAACUCGGUUACGCCUGGGACACAAUGGACAGGGAGAUCGGCGUAAUACAGGAUCUGCUGCAGUCUUUCGGUCCUGCCCAAACUGACAGUUAG